Paecilomyces variotii is the source of this 444-nucleotide messenger RNA. RefSeq lists its product as hypothetical. Lineage: Eukaryota; Fungi; Ascomycota; Eurotiomycetes; Eurotiales; Thermoascaceae. The transcript is spliced from 3 exons. The coding region runs from base 1 to 444 and encodes 147 amino acids. The record is from RefSeq and is a predicted model, not a curated record.
AUGUCCACGCGCAAGAGAAAGCAGGAAGCCGAAGAGGAAGAAGAACUCGUGGCGCUGCCCAGCGACGAGAGUGAAGAAGAAGAAGAAUAUGAAGAUUCUGAUGUAGGAAGUGAAGAAGAGGAGGGCUCGGAGGAGGAAGAGGAAGAAGAAGAAGAAUCCGAAGGGGAAGGGGAGGAAGAAGACGCUGGAGAAGCUGCAGGACCUCCCGCUGCUAAGAAGCGAAAGACUGAGGCUGCGGAAGAGAACGGCGACAAGGAAGAGGAGGAGCAGAACGGAGAAGGUGAGAACGGCGCCGGCGAGGAAGAGGAAGAAGAGGCAGAAGGGGAGGAAGAGGAACCUGAGGAGACCGCGAAGGACAGUGGCCCUGCUGCGGCCGCGAAAGAGGCCAAGGGCGGCCAGGUGCCCAAGGAACCCGAAACUGCUGAGGCGGAAGAAGAAGAGUAG